Molecule: messenger RNA, 4036 nt
Organism: Limanda limanda (common dab)
Lineage: Eukaryota; Metazoa; Chordata; Actinopteri; Pleuronectiformes; Pleuronectidae
Gene: pkn1b
Product: protein kinase N1b
Exons: 22
Coding region: 284-3157 (957 amino acids)
Biological process (GO): signal transduction; protein phosphorylation
Molecular function (GO): ATP binding; protein serine/threonine kinase activity; small GTPase binding
Source: RefSeq, a predicted model, not a curated record
GUCUGUCGCAUGACGUCUCUCUCUGGCCGAGAGCAGAACAGGAAGCAGCGGGGUGGAGAUCGGUGCACGCCGCUCUCUCUUCCUCUGCCACGUUCACUUGCUCUGAAUUUACACCGGCUUUUGAUUCCUGGCGGUAGAGGACAUCCUGGAUUUUGAUGAGGCAGGAAGAAUCGCUCUGCGUUAGUGUGUGUAUGAUAGUGUGUGUAUGAUAGUGUGUGUUUGUGUGAGAUAGGGGACAGAGGAAAGGAGGGGGCCCGGGCGUGACACCAGCGGGAGGCCCACCAUGGCCAGUGAGGACGCACUGGAGGAGCUGCCCGGGGAUCGAACAGUCGAUUCCCCGGUAGCCACUGAGCAGAGUGACUCUGAGUCAUGGAGCGACCCAGGUGGGCUGUCGGUGCUGCAGCAGCUCGGUCUGGACCAGAACUCCGACUUCUCCGACUCCAGUGUGCAGCAGCGGCUGGACGAGCACCGCGAGAGGAUCCGCCGGGAGAUCCGCAAGGAGCUGAAGAUCAAGGAGGGUGCGGAGAACCUGCGCCGAGCCACCACCGACAAGAGGAACGCCCAGCAGGUGGACUCGCAGCUCCGCAGCUCCAAGCGGAAGCUGGAGUCGCUGCACACUCAGCUGCAGGAGCUGGACGCACACAUCGUGGUGAAAGGCCCUGAUGACAACGAAGAUUCCCCUCGGUCCCCGGGCUCGGUCAGUCGCACGUCGGCCACCCAGCACCGCAUCGCAGCCCUGGAGCGGCAGCUCAACAUCGAGCUGAAGGUCAAACAAGGGGCGGAAAACAUGAUUCCAAUCUAUUUGAAUGGAGGAACUAAGGACAAGAAGUUCCUCCAGACGGCUCAGCAGAUGCUGCAGGACAGCAAGACAAAGAUCGACAUCAUCCGCAUGCAGGUCCGGAAGGCCAUGCAGGCCACGGAGCAGUCGGAGGACAACCAGAGUAAGCCGGACAUGUGCGGGGUGGAGCUCCGUGUGGAGGAGCUGUGGCAUCACUACCGGGUCGACCACGCCAUGGCCGAGGGCGCCAAGAACAUGCUGCGGCUGCUGGGUGCAGGGAAGGUCCAGGACAAGAAGGCCAUGGCUGAGGCUCAGUGUGGUCUGAGCGAGUCGUCCCAGCGGCUCGACCUGCUCCGGUGUUCUCUGGAGCAGCGGCUGCAGGAGCUGCCGGAGGAUCAUCCCAAGGCCUGCCUCAUCAAGGAGGAGCUGGUGCUGGCGUCGUCCUCGGCCUUCAGCUCCCGGCACAGCACCCCCUACGUCCACAACCAGUACAGCACCCUGAUGAAGCCGUCGCCUCUCACAGGAACUCUUCAGGUGCAUCUCCUGGGCGUGGUCGGGCUGCUGGAGGUCAUCCCCGGGCGCAGCAGAGGGAACCCGGUGGUUCUCCCGUCUCACUCUCUUGGAGACGGACGUUCCUCCUUCAAACUGAGCGGCCUCUACAGCCGCAGCACCAGCAGCAUGAGCCUCAAGAUCCCGGGCAAGACCGACGAGCUCUCCACGGAGGUGAGCGCGGUGCUGAAGCUGGAGAACACAGUGGUGGGUCAGACAGCUUGGAGAACGGUUGGAGAACAGGCCUGGGAUCAUACCUUCACUGUAGAGCUGGAGAGGUCCAGAGAGAUGGAGAUCGCUGUGUACUGGAGAGAUUAUCGCUCCCUGUGCGCUCUGAAGUACCUGAAGCUGGAAGACUUCCUGGACAACCAAAAACACCGAGUUCAGCUGGAGCUGGAGCCUCAGGGGCUGCUGCUGGCCGAGGUGAUUUUCUUCAACCCAGUAAUAGAGAGAGGCCGACGGCUCCAGAGGCAGAAGAAGGUUUUCUCCAAACAACACGGCAACGCCUUCCUCCGCGCUCGGCAGAUGAACGUGGACAUCGCCACCUGGGUCCGCCUGCUGAGGAACGCCAUCCCCAGUGGAAGCAACGCCCCGGCCUACACGCCCAGUUUCUCCAGCAACACACGAAGCUCUGGAGAAAUCUCCGUGGAGAAGCUGACUCUGGGCAGCGACUCGCCUCCCAAACCCGAGACCAGGGGAGACGUGGUGGACGCCCCAGCCACCUCGGAACAGGUCAUCGAGGCCACGCCCCCACAGGAUGUCCCUGUGCACGAGCAGCGGAGCAGAUCGCUGUCACAGAAUUCUUUACGCAGAGCCAGCAGAGGCCCGGUCGGCCUGCAGGACUUCAAGCUGAUGGCCGUGCUCGGCAGGGGACACUUUGGAAAGGUGCUGCUGUCGGAGUACAGACGGACCAGCGGCCUCUACGCCAUCAAAGCCCUGAAGAAGGGAGACAUCGUUGCUCGGGACGAGGUCGAAAGUCUGAUGUGUGAGAAGCGGAUCUUUGAGGCCGUCAACGGCUCGCACCAUCCCUUCCUGGUCAACCUGUUUGCAUGUUUCCAGACACCAGAACAUGUGUGUUUUGUCAUGGAGUACACGGCAGGAGGAGACCUCAUGAUGCACAUACAUGCUGACGUCUUUUCUGAGCCGCGUGCUGUGUUCUACUCGGCCUGUGUGGUGCUGGGUCUUCAGUUCCUUCACGACCAUAAGAUUGUGUAUCGGGAUCUGAAGCUGGACAACCUGCUGCUGGACACCGAGGGUUUUGUGAAGAUCGCAGACUUUGGGCUCUGCAAAGAAGGUAUGGGAUUUGGGGACAGGACCAGCACCUUCUGUGGGACCCCUGAGUUCCUGGCCCCUGAGGUGCUGACGGACACGUCCUACACCAGAGCAGUGGACUGGUGGGGCCUCGGGGUGCUGGUCUACGAGAUGCUGGUCGGAGAGUCUCCGUUCCCCGGUGACGAUGAGGAGGAGGUUUUCGACAGCAUAGUGAACGAUGAAGUGCGUUACCCACGCUUCCUCUCCACCGAGGCCAUUGGGGUCAUGAGACGGUUGUUGAGGAGGAAUCCUGAGAGGCGUCUGGGCUCCGGAGAAAAAGAUGCUGAAGAUGUGAAGAAACAACCUUUUUUCAGGGGUCUGGACUGGGACGCUCUUCUUCACAGGAAAGUCCCGCCGCCGUUCGUCCCGACCAUCGCGGGAAAAGAAGACGUCAGCAAUUUCGACGCGGAGUUCACGGCCGAGCCUCCAACCCUCACGCCGCCCAGAGAGCGCCGCACGCUGUCCCGCAAAGAACAGGACUUCUUCAAGGACUUUGAUUACAUCUCCGACCUCUGUUAAAUUCAGGGGUCAGGGGUCGUCGGGUGAGGAGCUGCCCACUGCCGGCGCCCACAGACUCUGAGAGGAGACGUGAAGGCCGACUCUGUGGAGUGGAGCUGGAUGGCGGCGAGGAACACUCCUCUCUCUUUCUCUCUCUCUCUCUCUCUCUGUGUCUGUGUUUGCGAGGGGAUGGAGGACGGGAUGGAGGACGGGAUUGAGGACGGGAUGGAGGACGGGAUGGAGGACGGGCCGAGUGAGAACGAGGAUCAGUGGAGUCUGGUCGUUUGUCACACACAUUCGCGGUGUCACGGAUCUGCUGACCUCCAGAUUAUCUGGAGUGGCUUUUAGAGGAGGAGGAAGUCGCGAUGAUGACAGGAGAUAAUCCAGAUUAUGUAAAAAAAAAAAUGGAAGAUGAGAUGAAGGACGCUGGGACACGGUGGAGCGGUGAUUGUACUGAAACGCUUCACGAGCCUCGGAACCACACAAGGAUUCUGACAGGAAGCAGUUUGUGUCUUUCCCAUAUUCCCUUGUCCCCUUGUCUCUGCUGUGUGUUGCUGCUCAGUGUGUCUCGCUGUGUCCUCGUCUCCGUCAUGAACGUGUCAGCCGCACUCGUGCAUCGCCUGGUCCUGAGCACACGGGGGAGCCAGAGGACAGAGAGACGCUUCCUGUGUGGGUUCACGUUUGUGCGUCUGGAUCUGACUUACAACGCCAUCGUCCUCGUCUCUUUCUGUCUUUCAGCACAACACUGAUUUUUAAACAGUUACAUUUUUCAAUGACAACAAGCUUUUACAGAUUUUGUUCUGUUUUUGUGAUUCUUGGUUUUUUUUGUUUUGUCCCUCGUCUGUUUUCUCCAUCUGUCAUUUGCUGGUGAAACGUGUUGGAACUGUGACUCAGUAAAGA